Ziziphus jujuba (common jujube) is the source of this 1549-nucleotide messenger RNA. Its product is annotated as ankyrin repeat-containing protein BDA1. The coding region runs from base 400 to 1464 and encodes 354 amino acids. The transcript has 2 exons. Lineage: Eukaryota; Viridiplantae; Streptophyta; Magnoliopsida; Rosales; Rhamnaceae. Gene Ontology annotation, molecular function: protein binding. The record is from RefSeq and is a predicted model, not a curated record.
ACAACGAAUCGAGAUGUGGAGUUGAAUUGCGUGUAAGUUGGGGCCGGUAUACAAGACAAAUGGUAUCAUUUUUUUUAUUUGAGUGUUUUGCGGAAAGUAAAAGGUUUCGGUGUGAACUUUUCCUAGAGGGGACGAAGGUGCUGGCUAACCACAGAUGAAAGUGACAGAGGGAUGCCAGGAGGACUCAUCAAGAAACUUCCCGUAUUGAUUAAAACAUUAAACUUUGUCGUUGGAUUCCCACCUCCCAGUGAUAUUUGCAAUAAUUCUCUUGGGAACUGGUCAAGCAAGAUUCUAGGUUUCAUUAAAUUGACCAAAGAAUAAAAGCACCAUCGGCAACCUCAAGAUACCAGAUUGCUUGUUUCACUUUAUUUUCAUUUCUGUGCUGACAUAAAAAAAAACAUGCAGCAUAUGGAUCAUGAAAGGUUGAAAAAUGUUGCUCAAGAAGGCGAUAUCGACAUGCUUUACAAUUUAAUCCAAGAGGAUCCUUAUUUGCUGGAUACAAUAGAUGCUUCACCAUUUAUUGAUACUCCUUUGCAUGUAGCAGCUUCUCGUGGAAAAGUUCAAUUUGCAAUGGAGAUUAUUAAUUUGAAGCCAUUAUUUGUUCGAAAACUUAAUCAUCAUGGUUUCACUCCUAUGCAUCUUGCUUUAUUUAACCGCAAAACCGACAUGAUUCUUCGGUUUCUUGACCAUGAAACUGAUCUUGUUCGUGUUCGAGGAAGGGAAGGUAAAACUGUUUUGCAUUAUGUAGCUGAAAAUGGUGAAGAUCAUGUUCAUCAAGAAGAGAAACUCCACCUAUUGGCUAAAUUUUUAUCAGCUUGUCCAUUGAGCAUCCGAGAUGUCACAAAUCGAAGUGAGACAGCUUUGCAUAUUGCUGUGAAGAAUCACAACCUCCGUGCUCUCGAAUUGUUACUAAAAGGAUUGCAGAGAUCUUUUAACAUCCAUGAUAUCAGAAAUAUUAUAGAGUUGAAGGAUGGGGAAGGGAACAAUGUUCUACACAUCGCAACCGCGGCUAAUCAACCCAGGGUAAUUAAGUUGUUACUCGAGAACAAAAUUGAUGUAAAUGCCAGGAAUUCAAAAGGUUUGACAGCUCUUGACAUCUCAGAUCCCCACAACAGAGAGGUUAGAGAAAGUCUGCUCCAUAGCAGAGCUUUAAGUUCUGAAUCACUUCCACAAGUUGCCAAAAACGAUAACAAUUUGAGAUCCAACAUCUCAUUCAAAGAACAUGUCAUAAUAUUUUGUAGAAGUUUUAAGAAAGAUGCAAUUAGCAGCAAUCUGUUACUAAUGGUGGUCGGAGCAAUACUGAUUUCAGCAGCUAACAAUUAUCUGGUUGCUGUAACCUCCUUGGGUGGAACUUGGCAGGACAAUAACAAGGGCCUGAGAUACGGCUUCUUUGUUUACAAUAUGGCUAACUUUUUAAGGCUUUAUCCUAUGAUUCUGUUGAUUUUUCUUCUAGCCUCGGUCUGAACAUGAGUUAGUUGCUUGGAUGGACCCUAGAUGUUUCUGUCAUCUAUUAAUGAAAUUGUAAAUUUGAUUAGCAUAUUAGAAGAAA